AUGGCGAGUACAAAAUCACAACUGGUCGAUCGUUCCUGUUAUGGUAUGGGACCAGACCAAUCUCUCUUUCUGUCCGCUUCAACUUUUGAUAAUUUGCAACUAAAUCGUAGUAGUAUCGAAUCUCCAUCGAGCAGAAUUAAAAUUCCAUCUUUCUUAGAGAAGAGAAAACUAUUUAAAGUUAUCUUUGACGGUGAGGAUCUUACGCCAGAUGAUAUCACAGAUCCAAGCUUCCCAUACAUGGAUGAAACAGCUAAACACGCCGCCUUUGAAAACAGAUCUCGCAUAAUGGACGAGGCACAACUCAAAAUGGCGAAAUCAAAGUCUAGAAUGGCCGUGAGCAUGAAGGUGUAUGCGACGACCAUUAACCUUGACGACAUACAUAUUGAUUACACACUCAAUACCGAGGAGGGGAUUGAAGAUUACGACGCCGGGUUGGAAUUAGCACCGUCUGCGUUUUAUUUACCCAAAAUGAAUCCCAUAACGUCUUACCCACCAGAAAUAUUCGUAAUACUCAAAGAAACUCAGACAUGUUUCUUAUUUGACUUGCCGUGUAUUUCUUACGAGAAGGGAACGUUUGAGGCUAAACAGGUUGAAGAAGAAAAUACUUACUAUGAAUACAUUACGGUAGGGAAAGGAAGAAAUCGAAAGAUGGUCCAUGAAGAAACUCAAACAAAAGAAAAAGUACUCCAAUCGAGACAUACGCUCGCGGUAAGACCACAAAAGAGGAAUGCUAUAGCAUUUGCAUCGAUGUGGGACAUGCAUGACACUUAUGCGCUCCUUGCAAUGAAGCGGGAGGAAGAAAAGAAAGAUGAAAUGGUGUUGUAUCAAUCUGUAGCACCCACCGUUUUACGGAAGAAAAAUAAUAAAGCGGUAGUCAUAGAACAUAGAACCGGGAAGACUUUUGAAAGUAUUGCAGCUACACCACAAUUCUUGGAUGCUGUGCUUUUAAUAGAACGAGUACUGGCAUCGUUAGAAUACGGCGAUGCUCAGAAAAAGUUCCGUGGGCUUAUUAAAAUAGAUCCGCUUUCUCUUGACUUGGUAUAUAUUUAUUCAAUGAGACCAUUGUGGACUUUUGAAUGUGAAGAAACAAUAAAUAGGCCAAUCACAAGCGUAUCUUUUAACUCUUAUAAUCCUAACAUUUUAGCAGUUGGUUAUGGAAAAUUCGCAUAUGCUGAGAAUACACAGGGUAUGGUCUGUGUAUGGUGCACAAAAAACCCAUGUGAACCGGAGAGAUUGUAUCGCUUCGAAUGUCCCGUAACAUCUGUGCGUUUCUCUGAGAAAAACCCUAACUGGUUGGCUUGUGGCUUUUGGAAUGGUGACGUCAUGAUAUUAGACAUUACAUCUUAUACUGUCAAAACAAUGGCAAUGAGUAAUCGACAAACGAAUCCUUGCUUCGAUCCGAUAUGGGUGACUAGUUGGCGCACUGAAGACAAAGAUGUCGAGUACGUGAUGACAACUUGCGAAGACGGGAGAAUAAACCGGUUUACUAAUACCAAAACUCACGAAUUUUUAUGUACUCCUAUGAUGCGAGUGUCAACUGUGGAGGGGAAACUUAAAGGUCUAGAGACGGCUAAAAAUUGUCUGAAAAAUGAUGUGCCUAUCACGCGAUACCCGGCCGUGCUCAGCAUGUUGUGGCACCCCACUAUAAGUCAUGUUUACUUUGCCGGUACUGCCGAGGGCUGUAUCCACAAAUGCUCGACACACUAUUUAAAUCAGCAUAUUGACGUAUUUCGAGCUCAUGCAGGUCCCAUCUACGAUAUACAGAUUUGCCCUUUUCACAAACACUUGCUAGCAACUUGUGGUGCGGAUAACGCUGUAAGGCUUUGGAUAGAGGGUAUGGAUGAAGUGAUCAUGACGUUGUUAUGUCCAUCCGCGGUGUAUGGAGUGGCAUUUUGUCCUAUAAAUGCGACCAUAAUAGUUUGUGUGAGCGGUAAUGUUUUAUCCGUGUGGGACUUGCGUCGAAAGAAUCACAUACCGUGUGCGGAGUAUACGUUCGCCGCUAACGUUGUGUUGACAUACGUCAGUUUUGCGAAGCCUGGAGACAAUGUGUUUGUUGCAGACACUUCGGGGCGCAUUCAUACGUUCCACUUGGAGGACACACCAAUACCGCCGUUUUAUCAGCGCAUUAUGCUCGACGAAGCUAUACGGAAGGCACUGUGCACGCGGCCGCACAUGUUGAAGCAGCUAGACAAACUUGAUAAGCUUAGAAAUCAUGAGAUUUCGUAA
This is a messenger RNA of Arctia plantaginis, 2226 nucleotides long. NCBI's taxonomy places the organism in Eukaryota, Metazoa, Arthropoda, Insecta, Lepidoptera, Erebidae. The record is from the annotation of a GenBank genome assembly.